Molecule: messenger RNA, 9249 nt
Organism: Naegleria lovaniensis
Lineage: Eukaryota; Heterolobosea; Eutetramitea; Acrasida; Naegleriidae
Exons: 3
Coding region: 1-9249 (3082 amino acids)
Biological process (GO): motor neuron axon guidance
Source: RefSeq, a predicted model, not a curated record
AUGACCAAGUCUCUACAUCAUCCAAGCAGCGGAAUGUACUCUUCUCCAUACUUAUCCUCAACUUUACUGUUAUUCAUUCUUCUCAUCACCACUCCGAGCUUGUCCCACAUACGGGUUGGACUUUUUGUACUGGGUCAGGAUCCUUCCAUCAUCAUAACUCUCCCUUAUUGCUCCGUUUUUUCCGUCUCUCCUAACAAUGUAGUCAUUCCGAGUGGCUCCUCGCUCACCCUUACUGUUUCUCAUGCCAAUGAUUUGUACAUGCCCACUCUCUCCGCGACGAGCUCAAUUUCACAAUUGGAUGCCACCUCCUUUGCUUCUUCUGCUAAAAAUUGUUUCUACCUUGUGAAUACAGCGAGUCAAUAUGAUGCACUAAGCGCAUCGGAUGUGAGGGCAACGAGCAGUAAAAUCAUGUCAGUCGUGUUUAAUACAGUAGGAACGAACAAACAAUAUAGUCUUCGAAUUGGUACUUGCUUUGCAUAUACACGACGAGUCAUGGAUAGUGUGAUUGAGUUUAUUCCACUUCCAGUUACUGUGAUUCAUGGAUAUUCAACAGGAACGAAAGUGGCCCUCACCUAUUCUCCAAGUAUUUCAGCUGACACCCUUUUUGCAUCGACAUGCAUGGCCAAUAUUCCAAACAAAGUGUUAAGCUAUCAAUCAAUGAUUGGUUCUGUAAUUACUCCAUCCAAUAUUGUGAAUGAUCCAACAAUAGAUAUGACUUUGGGAACUCAUGGCAAGCUAAUCCUGGGAGGAACGUGGAAUGCAGAAAAUUUGGAUGUCCUUCUAAAUGAUGUCAUCUAUCAUGGAUACAAUUACAAAUUCUUAAAAGGUAUUCAUAUUGAGAUGCGAAAACCCAAUGUCACACUUCUAAAAAUUCCUCUAAAAUUUAAACGACAUAUUAGUGCAGCUUCUGAAUGGGUGACAUUGGACUCAUUCGAAGUGUUACCAAGAAGAGCAGCAGAUCCCUCCGAGUUAGAACUUUUAUUUAACAAUUAUUUUGUGGAUGGAUCUGUUUCAGAUAUUCAAGUUACCAUAGACCCAAACACUGCACCAGUAUCCAUUGCGGAUGCCACUGGAGCAGCAGCUGUUACGGAUGUAAAUGUCUUACUGACAUAUAAUUAUUAUCAAGCCACAUUUUACGAUGUAGACAGCAAUCCAACAUACCAAUUUACUGUGAGCGACGGUAUAUUAACUAAUUUUUUAUUAACACAAUACGCAACCUUGUUCUCGUGUGGUUUGAAGAGACGUAGAAAUAUGUAUCAAUACUAUGCACCAACUGUGUACCAUUUUAUUGGAUAUUCUUCUCAUCAUAGAAUGUUAUCUUUCGAUAUAACAAACAAAUGGUAUGAUCUUGGAGCUGCAAUUAAUACCACUUCCCAAAUGUUUUCACAAAGCACAGUUAUAGUUUCAGACUUUGUCAAUACCAAUACCAAAACUCAAGACGGAAUCAAAGUAACCUUAAUGGAGAGUGCUGCCACAGAUUAUGACGCCUCUUUUUACUCGCAAAAUUAUUUGGUGUCCAUUCCUCAUCAUAAAGAAGCACUAGCAACCUCUCCGUUAGAGUUCACAAUUUUGGAUUCAACUGAUAUGGAGGCUGGAAUUCUCAUAACGCAAGAAGAUUUUCAAAUGAAAUAUCAAAUGGACCCAACUGCUUUUUGUAACCAAGAUUUCAAUACGGAUAUUGGAUAUCAAUUGAAAUAUUUCUUUGAAUCCUAUGACCACACAAUUACCAAAUUGCCAGAAUACAGCCCAAGACUCAAUUUUUCAACCAAUAGCGUUUCGCUAGGAACUGAUCACAAUUCUCUAGAAAUGUCAUACUCCAAUUUAGGUUAUUUCCAAGAUUUUGCUAUUGAGAUAGACAUGACAAAGAUCCAAUUCAUGGAACCAAGAAUAACAAGCACUGAUGUUUCAUUUAGUGUUAUUCCUGACACUACUCCAUUCUUUGAAACAAAUGCUACCAUCGCCAUCAAUAUCACCAACAGUGGGGAUGUCGAAGGAACAUUUGUCUUUGAUUUAACAUGUAUGGAUCCAAUUUCCAUUGUGGAUGCUCAAGGAGGUCACCGAGUUCUCACCAUUUCUGAAAAAGCCACAUCUUCCGUAUUAAUACCUGUCACUAGUGCCAUUAUUAAUUCCCUGCAGUACGUUCCUUGCUCAGUUAGCAUUCAAAUUAACAGAGAAGAAUUAUGGAGCUACUCGGACAAAUCCGUUACCGUGCAACAAAAUAUUACCAUAGAUCAUGGAUAUUUUAUUCCUCGAUGUCAAGCACGAUACUAUGAACCUUUUGUCUUUGUGGAGAAUGUGGAAUUAGUCAAACCAGAUUUCACACGAAAUUCCUCUCUCUUCUUCACCAAUAUCGUUAGAGUGCAGUUAAAGAGUAAUGGAUCGGAUCCUAUUUCAGCAAACGUCAAAGCAGCGUUGGCCUCUCUCGCUGACAAUCCAUUCCAAACCUAUGAUCAGUAUUGGGUGAACCUUUCUCCAACACAUAACCAUGCAUUUCUCAAUUUCACCAUUCAUAGCGACGCUGCCACUCAGAUUUUAACAGAAAGAUUGAAUAAGAAAAUGUACACGUUUGUUUUGAAUAUUUCUCUAUUGGACGAUUACGUUUGCUGGUCACAAGUAGGAAAAGGAGGCUUAUUCAAUUUUUUAUUUCACGUCGAGUAUGACUGUCCUUCUGGAUACACAGACACGUUGUGUGACAUGCCCAUUUGUUUCAAUCACAAUGCAUCUGACAAUGAGACAUGCAGUUCACAUGGACGCUGUGUGUUGCCUGAUACAUGUAUUUGCGACGAAAAUUAUAUUUCCGAAAAUUGUUCCAUUCCAGUGUGCUUUUUAAUUGCAGCAAAUCACUCCAAUUCGUGUCACGGUCAAGGAAUUUGUCAAAGCGCCAACAAUUGUUCAUGCUUUGAUGGAUUUACAGGAAAUGAAUGUGAAAUUCCCAAAUGUUUUGGAAUACCUGCUGGUACACCUCUUGUCUGUUCUGGACAUGGUACUUGCCUCCACAAAGAUAAUUGUUCAUGUGAUAGCGGCUAUGUUUCAGAAAAUUGUUCACUCCCCGUUUGUUUUGGUCAUAAUUCCUCAUCGCCUCAAGCUUGUAGCUCUCACGGUGUGUGCCAAUCUCCCAAUAAUUGUUCGUGCGAUGAGAAUUAUGUUUCCUCGAAUUGUUCCAUUCCAGUAUGUUAUGGAAUUAGAGCUGAUAAUUUUACGCAUGUGUGCUCGGCAAGAGGUGAAUGUCUUGAUGCCAAUAAUUGUCAAUGUAGAGAGGGCUAUUUAGGAAAAAACUGCAGUCUUUCUCUAUGUUUUAACGUUCCUUCCAAUGACAGCUCUGUUUGUAGUUCACACGGAGUUUGUCAAGACUACAAUCUCUGUCAAUGCUUUGAGGGUUAUGUUUCUGAAAAUUGUUCAGAACCUGUCUGUUUUGGAGUUAAUGCAACAUCACCCUUAGUGUGCACUUAUCAUGGAAAUUGUGUUUCUCCCAAUGUUUGUGAAUGUCAUGAGAAUUACAUUUCGGAAAAUUGUUCCAUUCCUGUUUGUUUUGGAGUGGCUGGUAAUGAGAGUCACACUUGCUCGAGACAUGGUGAGUGUAUGAGUGCCAAUAAUUGUUCGUGUGAUGAAGGUUAUACAGGUGAAAAUUGUGAAAUUCCAAUUUGUUUUGGAGUACUAUCCAACGACUCAUUAAGGGUGUGCUCUUAUCAUGGUGAAUGUGUGGCAUUUAACAAUUGUAGUUGUCAUGCAGGUUAUAUUUCACAUGAUUGCUCCGAACCUGUGUGCUUUGGACAUAAUGCAACAUCUCCAUUGGUUUGUUCCACUCAUGGUGAAUGUAUUGCACCAAAUAAUUGUUCAUGCUUCGAUGGUUAUGUUUCUGAAAAUUGUUCCAUUCCCUUAUGUUUUAACAUUCGAGCUGAUAAUUAUUCAAAUGUUUGUUCUGGUCAUGGACUCUGUCAAGAUUUUAACAAGUGUCACUGCGACAUUGGAUAUGUUUCACAAAAUUGUUCAGAACCUGUUUGCUUUGGUGUCAAUGCCACAUCAACACUUGUCUGCUCCUCCCAUGGACAAUGCAUAUCCCCAAAUAGUUGUGAAUGUCAUGAGAAUUACAUUUCUGAAAAUUGCUCCAUUCCUGUUUGUUUUGGAGUUGCUGGCAAUGAGAGCCAUACUUGCUCAGCACAUGGUCAGUGCAUGAGCCCCAACAAUUGUUCAUGUGAUGAGGGAUAUACUGGAGAUAAUUGCGAAAUUGCCAUUUGUUAUGGAUUCUUAUCCAAUGAUUCAUUAAGGGUGUGUUCUAAUCAUGGUGAAUGUGUUGCAUUUAACAAUUGCAGCUGCCGUCCAGGAUACAUUUCACAUGACUGUUCUGAACCUGUGUGCUUUGGACACAAUGCAACAUCUCCAUUGGUUUGUUCCACACAUGGUGAAUGCAUUUCUCCGAAUAAUUGUUCAUGUUUCGAGGGUUAUGUUUCUGAAAAUUGUUCCAUUCCCUUAUGUUUUAACAUUCGAGCUGAUAAUUUCUCACAUGUUUGCUCUGGUCAUGGACUCUGUCAAGAUUAUAAUGACUGUCUCUGUGCUGACGGGUAUGUGUCACGCAAUUGUUCAGAACCUGUAUGUUUUGGAUGGAAUGCAACUUCAACACUUGUGUGCUCCAAUCACGGUACGUGUGUGUCCCCAAUUCAUGUGAGUGUGACGAGAAUUACAUUUCUGAAAAUUGUUCCAUUCCUGUUUGUUUUGGAGUGGCUGGCAAUGAAAGUGAAACCUGCUCAGGACAUGGUGAGUGUACGAAUGCCAAUAAUUGUUCAUGUGAUGAAGGUUACACAGGUGAAAAUUGUCAAAUUCCAAUUUGCUAUGGCAUACUAUCCAAUGACACUUUGCGUCUGCAGUCCAGGAUAUAUUUCACAUGAUUGUUCUGAACCAGUAUGUUUUGGACAUAAUGCAACAUCUCCCUUGACUUGCUCGUCACAUGGUGAAUGUAUAGCACCAAAUAAUUGUUCAUGCUUCGAUGGUUAUGUUUCUGAAAAUUGUUCUAUACCUUUGUGCUUUGACAUUCGAGCUGAUAAUUAUUCAAUUGUUUGUUCUGGUCAUGGAAUUUGCCAAGAUUUUAACAAGUGUCACUGCGACAUUGGAUAUGUUUCACAAAAUUGUUCAGAACCUGUUUGCUUUGGUAUUAAUGCCACAUCCCCUCAUGUGUGUAGCUCUCAUGGUCGGUGUGUUGCUCCAGAUGAAUGUCUUUGUGCUUCGAAUUAUACUUCUCCAAAUUGUUCCAUUCCCUUAUGUUUUGGAAAAAGAGCAGAUGAUCCCUCUGUCUGUUCGUCUCAUGGACAAUGUUUGGAACCAAACAGCUGCUCAUGCAAAAUGGGAACAUAUGGAUCUACAUGUGAAAUUUCAGAUUGUUUCGGAAUUUUAAGUAAUCAAUCCAAUGUUUGCAAUGGAAAUGGAAUUUGCACCGAUUACAAUUUUUGUGAAUGUUUUUCAAAUUUCACAGGACAGACUUGCACCAUCUCUGCAUGUUAUGGUUUUGCUUCCAAUGAUUCUCGUGUGUGCAGUGGAGGCCGAGGAGAUUGCCUUGGACCCAAUCAAUGCCAAUGUCAUCCAAAGUAUCAUGGCAAUAAUUGUGAAAUUUCAACAUGUUUUGGAAUGUUGUCCAAUCAAACUCAAUUGGUUUGUUCUGGAAAUGGACAAUGUGUGGAUACCGAUAUAUGCAAUUGUACUGCAAAUUAUGUGGAUGCGACGUGUUCAACCCCUGUCUGUUUUGGCCUGAAUGCAUCUCAUCCAAAUGUUUGCUCUUCACAUGGAGAAUGUGUAGCACCGAAUCGCUGCUCUUGUUCAUCAGAUUAUUCUUCUGAAAAUUGUUCCAUUCCAACAUGUUUUGGCAUUCGAGCAGAUAAUUUUUCACACGUGUGCUCUGGUCAUGGAAUUUGUGUGGACGUGAACACUUGUCAAUGUACUGAAGGAUAUACUUCUCAAAAUUGCUCAGAACCUGUAUGCUUUGGAUACAAUGCCACUCAUGCUCAAGUUUGCAACUCACAUGGUCGCUGUCUUUCUCCAGAUGUAUGUGAAUGUGAUGACAAUUACAUUUCAGAAAAUUGUUCCAUUCCAGUGUGUUUUGGAAUUGCCGCAAAUCAUUCCAACUCGUGUCAUGGUCAAGGAAUUUGUCAAAGUGCCAACCAUUGUUCAUGCUUUGAUGGAUUUACCGGUAUUAAUUGUUCCAUUCCUAUUUGUUUUGGAAUUCAGGCAGAUCACCAUUCAGAAGUGUGUUCUUCACAUGGUGAAUGUAUAGCUCCAAAUAAUUGCUCAUGCAUGACUGGAUACACUUCCAACAAUUGUUCAGUUCCCAUUUGUUUUGGGAUUAUGCGCGUGAACACAUGCUCAAGUCAUGGACAUUGUGUAGCACCAAACCAAUGCGAAUGCCAACAGGGAUAUAUUGGAUUGGAAUGUGAAAUUGCUCUCUGUUAUGGAAUUCCAUCCAAUGAUACAGCUCGUACUUGUUCAGGUCAUGGCUUGUGCACAUCGUUCAAUCAUUGCACAUGUGAUGCAUUCUUUGAAGGAGCAAAUUGUGAACAGUAUAAUGAAACUACAAACACAAUACCAUGUCCUCAAAAUAAUGGACUAGUUUGUUCUGGUAAUGGUCAAUGUCGAUCAAAUGGUACUUGCCAAUGCCAUGAAGGAUAUACGUCUCAAAAUUGCUCAGAACCUGUAUGCUUUGGAUACAAUGCUACUCAUGCUCAAGUUUGCAACUCACAUGGUCGCUGUCUUUCUCCAGAUGUGUGCAAGUGUGAUGACAAUUACAUUUCAGAAAAUUGUUCCAUUCCAGUAUGUUUUGGAAUUUCAGCAAAUCAUUCCAACUCGUGUCACGGUCAAGGAAUUUGUGAAAGUGCCAAUCAUUGUCAUUGUCAUGAUGGUUUUUAUGGGCCUCAAUGUGACUUGGUGACAUGUUUUGGCAUUCGUUCUGAUCACGAAUCUGAAGUGUGCAGUGGAAGAGGAAAUUGUUCUCAAACCAAUACAUGUCAGUGUGAAAAUAAUUAUUUCGGAGCCAACUGUAACAUCACGACAUGUAACGACAUUUCUAGUAACAGUUCAGAAAUGGUGUGCAACGGACGAGGAAUUUGUUCCAGCUACGAUACAUGUACCUGCAAAGGUGGAUACUAUGGAAAGUGGUGUGAAAUGGCCUUGUGCAAUGCGUCCUCAUGCAUUCAUGGACAUUGUGAAGGGUCAUCAUUUUGUCAAUGUGAUUCUCAUUGGAUUGGUGACUCGUGUACGAUACCUACUUGUUUUGGAAAAUCUGCAAGCGAUAGUUCCACAUGCAGUGGAAAUGGAAAUUGUACUGAUGUUGACACUUGCAAUUGUACAUUUAAUUACAAAGGAAUGCAGUGUGAAAUUUUACAAAUUGGAGCAGAUGAAUGCAAUAUAUAUCCUUUCAUGACACUGAAAGAAUCGGAGUGGUUCCCCAAGUCAUUGAAUUUUGAUUUCACAACCUCACAGCCCAAUAUGACAAGUCAUGUCAUCCGAGAUACCAUACCAUAUAGUAGUCUUCUUCAUUUGAAUAACAAGUUUAAUUAUCAACUUUCUGUUGAAAAUAAGGGAAAACGUCCUUUACAAUUUAGAAUUCAGUCAUAUUGUAAAGAAAGUGGAUCAUUUAAACAAUUGGGAGUUCCGUCCAUACACGAACAGAAAGAAUUAUCACAAUACUCAACUCUUACUCUUGAAGAUACAGAUUCCUUUGGAUUUGGAUUUUAUUUCACACGUUCGCAAUUUAACAAAUUGGAAAAUAUCACUUGUUACAUUCAUGCUGAGUUUAUUCCGUCUGGAAUGUUUGAAUCGUGUCAGAAUGCGGAUCAAUCUCAUCAAUCUUUCAAACAAAUUCACAAUAUCUCUAUAAUAUUUGAAAAUGUGAAUUCCUGUCAAUUUAUUGAUGAAGAAGAUGUGAGUUCACACUAUAUAGAUUCAACGACUUUGGCAAAAACCUUUGAACAGUAUGAACCUAUUUUCAAGGAGCUUUUAUUACAAUCGUCCACUAACGAAAAUUCCACAGCCAAUAAUUAUCUCCAAAGUAAUAGCUCAUCUUCAAGUAUUAUUGAAAUUAUGAAUAUAUUUACUCAAAAGAGAAACAAUUGGGUCAUUUCAUCCUCCAAUGAAAACAACAACUCAUCCAUGUUAGCAGCCAAUUUACUAUUAACAGUACAAGUUUCGAAUAUGGAAAAUCAAUUUGGAACGUUUCUUCCAACAUUAUACUGUAAAGAUGAACGAAUAAUGUGUGGACUCGAAUUUACAGAACAAUAUAGAAAAACUCAACCACCCAUUGUGCUAUACAAUGAUGUGAAACGAACAUUUUUCCAAUUCAAUGUUACCAUUCUCAAUUUUACCGCAAGUAUUGACUUUGGAAGAGUGAAAGGAGGAAAGGAAGGUAUUGCUACUGUCUCUAUUGAUGACAUGGAUUUAAAUUGUACACUAUUUCUUAUACCCAAUCCGGAAGCGUGUUGGUUAUCUCAAACUACAAGCCAACAAGAAAUCACAAAGCGACACACUCUUUUCGAACACGACUUCAAAAAACAUCUUUUUGAGAGACUCAUUUCAAAGUUCAAGUUACCUAUCGUUUCUGGAGAGUUUACCUUUCUUCAAGAAGUUAGACCUUUCGAAAUUGGUGUGGUUGCUCUCACGUAUACAUGCAUGAGUUUAGGAUUUGCCUCCAUAUUGUGCGGCACGAAAAUUCCAAGAGAUCGAAAACAUUCACUUCUCCAGUUGGUGGAUUUUGUCAAUGAAAAAACGAGAAAGAAAUUGUUGGCCAAGUUCAACAAGGACGCACAACGUCAGAGCGAAAAUGAACCCAUUGUGACUGAGUUUUUGUGUGAAAAUUGUGGUCAUCGUACGUUGAAAAAAGCCAAAUAUACCAUUCAAGUAGAGAGCUAUCAAAAAGAAGUCUCAUUUAACGUAUGCGAGAAUCAAAUUUGCUUUGAUGCACUCUCUUCCAUUCACAAUGUGAAUUAUUCGAAUUGUUACAAGUGCUUUGAUUGUGAGACGGGAUUGGAAUUGAAUGAGGCACCUUUUUAUGGAAUUAAUCUGGAUCACAACAAUAGUUCUGAUAUGAUUCCUCCAAUGAUGUCUCAGUCUAUUUUAUUUUCUUCCAACAAUGUUGGAGUCAUACAUGAAGGUGAUGAUCACACCAUGAUGCAGCAAUGGAAUCAUGAUGAAAAUCAGCAAGUCAUUGGCCUACUCUAUGGAGGAGAGGCAGGAGAAGAGGAUGACGACCAUCCAAUUCUCUACACUGCGUAG